UGCCUCCUCCGCCGCCCUCCUCCCCUUCGCAGAGCACUCAAUGUCGGAACGUUCCGAAGAUGACGUCGGAGCGUUCUCGAAUCCCGUGUCUCUCGGCUGCUGCUGCCGAAGGAACAGGGAAAAAGCAACAAGAAGGAACAGCAAUGGCGACACUGCACCGCAAAGUGCCCAGUCCGGAGGCGUUUCUGGGCAAACCCUGGUCCUCCUGGAUCGACGCCGCCAAAUUACACUGCUCCGACAAUGUAGAUUUAGAAGAGGCUGGAAAAGAGGGUGGCAAAAGCAGGGAGGUUAUGAGGCUUAAUAAAGAAGAUAUGCACUUGUUUGGCCAUUAUCCAGCACAUGAUGACUUCUACCUGGUCGUGUGCAGUGCCUGUAACCAGGUCGUCAAGCCACAGGUCUUCCAGUCACACUGCGAGAGAAGACACAGUUCAAUGUGCAGGCCUUCUCCCUCUCCAGCAUCUCCAGCCUCCAAUUCCAGGACAUCACUAGCACAGGCAAAGACAAAAGCCUGUCUCAGCGGCCAUAACGCUGUCAGCAGCACCUCAAAGCCAUUUAAAACGCCCAAAGACAAUCUACUUACCUCCAGCAGCAAACAGCACACGGUCUUCUCUACAAAGGGGCCAAGGGAAAAACCAUGCGUUCCAGUUCCUGUAGUCAGUUUAGAGAAAAUUCCUAACCUAGUGAAGGCAGAUGGUGCCAAUGUCAAAAUGAGCUCUACAACCACUACCACAACCACUUCCUCCUCCUCUGCUGUCUCCACCCCACCUUUAAUUAAGCCCACCUUGAUGUCCAAGUCAGUGCCACCUUCACCAGAGAAGAUCUUAAAUGGCAAGGGGAUUCUUUCGGCCACCAUAGACAAGAAGCACCAAAAUGGCACCAAAAACAGCAACAAGCCUUACCGGAGACUUUCAGAGAGAGAAUUUGACCCAAAUAAACACUGUGGAGUAUUGGAUCCCGAGACAAAGAAACCUUGCACAAGAUCCCUCACCUGCAAGACACACUCGCUGAGCCAUCGCAGAGCAGUCCCGGGUAGGAAAAAGCAAUUUGACCUCCUCUUGGCGGAACACAAAGCCAAGUCGCGGGAGAAAGAAGUGAAAGAACACCUCCUGACUUCCGCUAGGGAAAUACUUCCGAACCCACCCGGACCGGUGCCUGAUGCUCUGCAAGGAUCUUCCGGGAGCACGGUGGCAGAGCCGAAAGUACCAUCCCCACCAAAACCCAGGCCACUCAACUCUGUACUUCCCAGACCAUCAUCUGCAAACAGCAUAAGCAGCAGUACAUCUUCAAAUCACAGUGGCUACACUCCAGAGCCCCCUCUGCCCCUGGCUGGAGGUGACCUUGCCAGCCGACUGUCCAGCGAUGAAGGGGAGAUGGACGGAGCCGACGAAUCUGAGAAGUUAGACUGUCAGUUCUCCACACACCACCCCAGACCUCUUGCGUUCUGUUCGUUUGGGAGCCGCCUCAUGGGACGAGGGUACUAUGUGUUUGAUAGAAGAUGGGAUCGUUUUCGGUUCGCACUAAACUCCAUGGUAGAAAAACACUUGAAUUCACAGAUGUGGAAGCACAGAAGCCCGAGCCACAGGGCAUCAGGUCCCUCCCCUCUGUUCAGGACUUGCCUAACCAAUCUGCUGUCACUGAGCAACAUUGGGGCUGCCUGGGUGUCAACUCUGGAGAGCGUAGCACCCCGCUGCCCUCUCAACCUCGCUGCCCAAACUCCAGGCCCUGACGGGCCCGAACCUGGAGGGAUGGCAGCCGAUGGGGGCAUGGAAGACAUUAGGAAGAAAAGGAACGGCCAAGACUCUUUUUUCUUUAACAAGCAUUUAAGUCUGCAUCAGGAGACGCCAACACAGUAUUCUCUUUCAGCCAGGAAGAUCCCUCCUGCGGCAGAUAGCCCCAUGCCCUCGCCAGCAGCCCACAUCACCACCCCUGUUCCAGCAUCCGUUUUGCAGCCUUUCAGCAACCCCAGUGCUGUGUAUCUUCCUUCAGCUCCCAUCAGCUCGAGACUCACCUCUUCUUACAUAAUGACAUCAGCCAUGCUCUCAGACGCAGCUUUUGUGGCAUCGCCGGACCCACGUGUCCUCAUGUCCCACACCACAGCUUUCCCCCAUGUGGCUGCAACCCUCAGCAUCAUGGACUCAACCUUCAAGGCCCCCUCUGCUGUGUCCCCAAUACCAGCUGUCAUUCCUCCCUCAUCCCACAAGCCAUCCAAAACCAAAACCAGCAAAUCCUCAAAAGUCAAAGACCCGUCUGCUCGUAGCGACGAACCUCCAAGUAACAAAAAGAGGAAGCCGCAGCCUCCGACUUCCUCCUCCUUAUCCUUGCAGGCUUCCUUCUCAUCUCCAUUGUCAGGGCCCCACAAAAAGAACUGUGUUCUGAAUGCCAGUUCCUCCCUGAACUCCUAUCAGGCAUCUCCUCCUUAUAACAGUCUGUCUGUGCACAACUCAAAUAACGGGGUGAGCCCACUCAGUGCCAAGCUGGAACCCUCAGGACGGACCUCGCUGCCCAGCAGCCCCAUGGACAUAGUGAGACAGGUGGGCGCUGUGGGUGGCAGCAGCGGCUCCUGUCCCCUGUCCGUGCCCUCCCUUGCACUCCAUGCGGGGGACCUCUCUCUGGCCUCACACAAUGCUGUGUCUUCUCUGCCCCUCUCUUUGGACAAAUCAGAAGGAAAAAAGCGUAAGAGCUCAAGCCCCAGUAGCAAAGCCUGUAAGAUCACUAAAAUGCCUGGUAUGAAUAGUGUCCACAAAAAGAACCCACCCAGCCUUCUUGCACCGGUGCCCGAUCCCGUUAACAGCACCUCCUCUCGGCAGGUUGGAAAAAAUAGCAGCCUAGCUUUGUCACAAUCCAGUCCUUCAAGCAUAUCCAGCCCAGGACACAGUCGACAGAAGAACACAAGCAGAAUGGGCAGGAUAAGGACUCUUCCCUAACAAGAUGGUGAAGCCACUUCAAACCAGUCCCGGUUGGGCAUCCUCCCCAGGAGACUAAGUCAGGGGAAGGGAGGGCGCUGGCCUGUGUGGGGAGUGUUUCCUGAAUGCUGCUUGUGGUUCUGGCCUUUCUGCUUUUUUUCACAUGGAAUGUUUAGGUUUUUGUUUGUUUGUUUUGUUUUGUUUUGUUUUGUUUUUUAAAAAAAGGCAAAAGAACCUGAAUUUGAGAUUUACAGAAGCCAGUGUUUGCUCUGUUUUAAUUUGUCAUGUCUUACACAUUCUUCCACGUGUGGAGCUACUCCCCUUGCUCCUGAUGCUGCUAGUGCUCCUGAGGACAGAGGCUGCAGACUGCCGGUUCAGCCCCUCCCAGGUUCUGGUUCCAGGGUGGCACCCGCAGAAGCUCUUGAACGUUAGUACUUGCAGAGCUCAUUCUCUCCUUUCCCACCCUGCCCUUCCAUCCACCUGUCAGUCACUGUGCUCCAGUGGCUGUCAGAAGCUGCUGCCUCCCGCCUGCAGCCCUGGACCACAUGCUGGGAAUUGCAUCGUGGGGUGCAGGUGGACCUUCAACUGGCUUCUGCAGUUCUCCUUGUCCAGAGCCAAAUGCCAGCCACUGAAGUGAGGACAGUGGCCCUUUAACGAUGUGGUUUACUCAGCGAUGUGCAGAAAAGAUAACACUGGUCAGGUACAAGGGCAGAAGGGACCUGAGAGGAAGGGAAGAUGAUGGGAACCCCAUGACUGUGAUGGUCAGAGCCUGUUUGGAAUAUACUCUGAAGAGUACUUCCCUGGUCACCCUGCACGGUUUCCUAAAUCUGGGUCAGCCAGAGACAGAAAACCCAUAGGACUUAGGAGAGCCACUUCAUGAGGUUACACAGUGACCAUAGCUCCUGAAAGUUCUGUAGAUAUCGGGAAGGUUCUGAGGCCAGGAAGGGUCCUCCAGAGAAAAGUCUGCAAGGAGGUUUUUUUUUUUUUUUUUUUGUGCCAAACCCCUUGAGGGAAUAAGAAACAUCACUGAUUGCACAACUAUACCUUAGAUAAGCUUGCACUCCACCAUCAGGUGCCCCAACUCAGACAGCCCAGAUCACUGGUAAAGACAAGCAUCGAGAAGAGGCGUGGGCAGAGAGGCACUGGAAUGCCAAGGCUAGUAAGCUGUUCACAUUGGAGUUUGAAAGAAACAGCAGUACCAUAUGGGAAAUCAGAAAGAGAAUUCACAGCCCGCAACAUGUGUCUGUGCUUUGAUCAGCCAGACACCCUGCGCCGUCCCGAGAUCAGGAGUGAAUGCUAGCUUUGCAGCUGGGCACACCCCCUCUCCCUCCCCAAAGAUCUUCUUCCCAUCCCUUUUCUCCCAACCCAAAGAUGAGACUACUGCUAAGUUUCACCACAGAAUUGAGUCUGCAAAGACGGGAGGCAAAAGGAGUUAUUUCCGUCGAUGGAAUUGCACUGACAGUGUUACUUACAGGAUUCUUAAACUUUGAAAUAUGAAAAUGAAGAUUUUUUUCUUUUUAAAAUCAGAAGUUGAUGUUAGACACCAGGACAUUGGUUGGGUUAUUUCGUUUUUCUUUCUCCAGUGUUAAAAGUGCACUUAUAUGCUGGUUAAUUUAUGUCUGGGGGUAGGGAGGACUGCAAAUUUAAGGGGUGAUUGUUACUUUUUUGUUUAGGGGUUUUUUUUUAAGGUUAAGGCAGAUUUUAAAACUUAUAAAUGUUUAAGAAAUUAUAAAUAAGGUUAGAGCCUUUGAAAAAAAGUUUAGAAGAUAUUCUUAAAGUAAAUUUUUAUAGUGUUAAUUUUGUAAUAAUUUAUGUUUUACUAUAUUACAGAGCUAACUGACCAGAAUAGUUUCAGAAACAAUAUGAAACUUAGGAAAGUUUAAGCAAUGUUUAUAUUUUUAAAAUGUUCUUUGAAUUAUGUUUUUAUUGUACAUUUCUUCAGACUCAAAAGUGUGUACAUAUCUUUGUUAUUUUUGCACAAUUUUUGUCUUGUUCGGUUUUAGAUGUCUGUUGGUUUUUAUACAUAUAUAUAUAAAAAUAUAAAUACAUAAUUUAUUUUGAGUUGUAAAACUUGCAGGAUUAAAACAAAACAAGUCUCAGCAACAAAAUAAGCCUCUGGCCUGUAAACUCUUCAACUCAAAGAGGGAAAACAAAGGUCGAGAGGUGAACCGGCUGCUUCUGAGAAUUAGCGGCUUCAUAGAGACAGAGGGAGCAAGCCGGCUUCAGGUCGGUCCGAUCUGUGUCAUGCAUCCAAAGCUGGAUAAAGAGACUCUCCACCCAAGGCUGCUUACUCUCUUAAGAGACUGCUUUGACCAAAAGGUGAGGACAGUCCCAGAAAACUGAGCAAAAAGGGAAAGCCCACGGUAUUUCUUCCUUCACAGUCAUCCCCGGGUUUACUUUCUGAUGUUCUGAUGUAUUAAACUCUUGUAGCUAG
Messenger RNA from Phodopus roborovskii (desert hamster), 5337 nucleotides. It is a transcript of the gene Atxn7l1, whose product is annotated as ataxin 7 like 1. The record is from RefSeq and is a predicted model, not a curated record. The transcript has 13 exons. NCBI's taxonomy places the organism in Eukaryota, Metazoa, Chordata, Mammalia, Rodentia, Cricetidae. Bases 60 to 2924 code for a protein of 954 amino acids.